UUACCUCAUUGGUACAACUUUACGAGUUUUGACGUUACUUGAUAGAGUGGGUUUCCGGUACUACUUUGGAUAUGAUUGGUUGUUUUGGAUAAUGUCUGAUGUGUUCAGGGAUGAAUUCAACGCUGAUACAAGUAAUAUCUAUUUAAAAACCACUGCUCUCAUUCAACACAUAUUAUCUGCUACACAUGAAGAAGAGCAAGAGUUAAAAUUAUCAGGUGAUCGGGCAGCUCAACUGCGAGAAGUCAAUAACAAGUUACGUGAGCGCGUUACGAACGAUGAGAAGCAGGUGGAUUGUAUGAUAUCUAGAUUACAGACCGUGAAGCGAACAAUCGAAGAAUUACGUGCUUCUAUUGAGAAAUCUAAAUCAAUUAAAAUCGCUUACUUGAAACAAAUUGAAUCUGAAAAUCCUCCUGAAGAUUCAUUUUUCCCAUGUGAAUUUGAAAAUUCUACACUGAUGCAAGUUUAUAAAAUGAUCCAACCAUUCGAACGCCUACUUGGAAUUCAAAUACAGAAAACGCACUCUGGGCUACUACAGUUGCUAUUUCAUGGUUGUUCAGGAGCUCUGGUUAGUAGUGAUGAAGUAAUUGUAUGCUGUUGUCAACUUCGUAUAGUAAAUACUAAUCGCUUUGAAGUCGUGUUGUGUGAUCCACCCGUACCGGAUCUAGAAAGACUUGUAAACCACUUGAAUUGGACUGAAGAUAUACGGAGUUUUAUUAUUGUAUUAAGACAACGUUUUUGUCGUUACUUUGAAUUAGCUGCAGCAGUUUCGAAUAAAUUAAGCUCUGAAUGACUAAUGUGUUAAUGGGCAUGCUGACAUUGUACUCUGAUAAAACCUUUGCUAUGCAUGAAUUUGUCAUAAUUUAUGUUCAUCUUACGCUUAUAUCUUAUAAAAAGUAUAUAUAUA
Schistosoma margrebowiei is the source of this 904-nucleotide messenger RNA. The record is from the annotation of a GenBank genome assembly. NCBI's taxonomy places the organism in Eukaryota, Metazoa, Platyhelminthes, Trematoda, Strigeidida, Schistosomatidae.